CGCACUCCGCCACUACCUAGCUUCCAACUCCUUCGGACUGGCACCUAGACGCCUACCUUUUUCCCUUACUUUGUCUCGAGCCACUCGGCGCCCCUACGCAUUGCCAAUUUCACCCUAUUCUGUGCCUGUUCUCACCCCCUCCAUUCUUUUCUGUACAUUUGUUUCAAUUUUCAGUUCAGUAUCAAACCAAGUGUACCUUUAGAUUGGAGUGCGUGAGCGCACUAUUUUUUUCCCUCUAUGGAUAACGUCACGGAUAAUGAAAUGCUCGUCGACGAAUAUGAGCAGUAUCACAAUGACAGGACAGACGAUGUGGUUGUCUCUCGGUCCGGAUCGGAGGAGCCGGAGCCAGAGCCUCCUGCAGAUGAUUAUACAGCGAUGAUGGCACGAGUCCUUCCUAAAGACCCGGAUUUGGAAACCGAGGACGAGGCAUAUCAUACAUGGCAUAUUAAGGACUGGCGGAAGUUGAAGAAGAAGGAACAUGGACCAACAUUUCAAUGCGCAGGCUUCCCAUGGCGGAUUCUUUUCUUCCCAUUUGGAAAUCACGUCGAGCACGCAUCAUUCUACUUGGAACACGCUUGGGAAAAUGAGCCACCGGAGAACUGGUACGCUUGUGUUCAGUUCGGCCUUGUACUGUGGAAUGUCAACGAUCCAUCCAUCAAAAUAUCCCACGUCGCUACUCAUCGAUUUAAUGCGGAUGAGGGAGACUGGGGAUUUACUCGCUUUUGUGAACUGAGAAGGCUGUUUAACGUGCCAUGGGACGGCCACGGAGUAUCUUUGGUACAAAACGAUGAGGCUAAUAUCACAGCAUAUGUCCGUGUCGUUAAGGAUCCCACAGGUGUCUUGUGGCACAGCUUCCAAAACUAUGACUCGAAGAAGGAGACUGGCAUGGUCGGGUUGAAAAACCAGGGUGCCACCUGUUACCUCAAUUCACUUUUACAGUCAUUAUACUUCACCAACGCAUUUCGAAAGGCCACAUAUCAAAUCCCGACCGCGGCUGAGGCCUCGAGAGACAACAGCGCUUGGACAUUACAAAGGUUGUUCUAUAAUCUUCAGACGAGCGAAAACCCGGUCUCAACAGCUGAGCUUACUGCAUCAUUUGGGUGGGAGUCGAGGCAGAUUUUUGAACAGCAAGAUGUCCAGGAGCUGUCGCGUAAGCUAAUGGAGAGACUUGAGGAGAAAAUGAAGGGCACCCCAGCGGAGAAAGCAUUGCCGGAGCUAUUUGUCGGGAAGACGAAGACUUACAUUUCCUGCAUCAAUGUCGAUUAUGAAUCCUCGCGUGUGGAAGACUUCUGGGAUAUUCAACUCAACGUAAGGAACAACAAGACUUUGGACGACAGUUUUAAGGAUUACAUUCAAGUGGAAACACUCGAGGGUGAAAACAAGUACGACGCUGGGUCACCGUACGGUUUACAAGAUGCCAAGAAGGGUGUUAUCUUUGAAAGUUUCCCACCUGUCCUCCAUCUUCACCUAAAGCGAUUUGAGUAUGACAUCAACCGCGACGCUAUGAUGAAAAUUAAUGAUCGGCAUGCCUUCCCCAUGGAAUUUGAUGCCACACCUUACCUCUCCAAUGAUGCCGAUAAGUCUGAGCCAUGGAUAUACCAGUUGCACGGUGUACUGGUACAUAGUGGCGAUCUGAAUGCAGGCCAUUAUUACGCAUUUCUGAAGCCCACCAAGGACGGAUAUUGGUAUCGCUUUGACGAUGAUAGGGUUACGCGAGCAACGGACAAGGAAGUCCUCGAAGAGAAUUAUGGUGGAGAAUAUGAGCUGUCUAAUGGUGCGGCCGGUGUCAAGCAGCCUUAUACACGUGCCUUGUCAACGAAGCGCUCGAUGAACGCGUACAUGCUGGUUUACAUUCGGAAAUCAAAACUGGAUGACGUCCUUCUUCCAAUUAUGAAAGAAGAUAUCCCGUCUCACAUUGAGAACCGUUUGGUUGAAGAACGUGUAGAGCUGGCACGCAGGAAGAAGGAGAGAGAGGAAGCCCACUUGUAUAUCAAUGUCGGAGUCAUUAAUGAGGAUUCUUUCAGGUCUCAUCACGGCUUCGACCUGACGAGCCUUGACCUACCAGCCGGAGACCCAGCACUUCCAAAGCAAUACCGGAUUCUCAGAGCUCAAAAGGUCGGUGAGCUUGCUGAGCAGCUUGCGGGAGAGAAAGGCAUUGAUGCUAGCCGAGUCCGAUUCUGGGUUAUGGUGAACCGUCAAAACAAGACGACUCGACCAGAUCAGGUCAUUAAGGACCCGGACAUGACUGUGGAAGAGGCCUACAGCAGAUUCGGCACUAAAGGGAACCCAUUCAGAGUUUGGAUGGAGGUCGGCCAGCCUUCCGCAGACGGGACGGUCUCCUGGCCAGACAGCAAGGACUCAGUGCUGGUCUUCUUGAAGCAUUUUGACGCUCCGUCGCAAACACUAUCGGGCGUUGGCUCCGUAUACGUUCGCAAGAACCAGAAAGUAGCUGAACUUGCACCAACAAUCCUCGAGAAGAUGGAUUGGCCUGCUGGUACGGAAUUCAUGCUGUAUGAGGAAAUCAAACAUAAUAUGAUCGAUGUCAUGAAGCCGAAACAGACUUUCCAACAGUCCGAGAUCCAGGAUGGCGAUAUUAUUGCUUUCCAGAAGUCAAUCAAAGAAUCGGAGCUGCCUUCUACCGCUCUUUAUCAGGAUGCGAGACAGUACUAUGACUACCUUUUGAAUAGGAUCAAUGUUACUUUUGCCCCUAUAAAGGCGGGCGAGGGCGACGAAUUCACCCUGACCCUGAGUCGCAAGAUGACCUACGAUCAGUUCUCCAAGAAGGUUGGCGAACAUUUGAAUGUCGAGUCUACACACUUGCGCUUCGCUCCUGUCAUGGCGAGCACUGGGAAAGCCAAGCAAUUCAUCAAACGCAACCCCAACCAAGCCAAUCAAACCCUGUAUCAAAUCCUUAGCGGGACAAUGGCCGGUUACGGAUAUAGUAUGCACCGUUCCGAUGCACUGUAUUAUGAAGUCUUAGAGACAAGUCUGAGUGACUACGAGUCUAAGACUUGCCUAAAGGUUACCUGGCUUCCCGAAGGCAUCACGAAAGAGCAAGUAGUUGAAGUCCUGGUGCCUCGAGACGGCACUGUUUCAGAUCUUCUCGUUGGGUUGCAAAAGAAGGCAAAUAUGGACGAUGAUACGAUUCGAGAAGUGAGGAUCUACGAGACUCACGCCGGAAAGAUUUACAGAGACUUCCAGGGAGAUUCUAAGAUUGCUGGUAUCAAUGAGUUCGUGACACUAUAUGCCGAAAGGAUACCUGAAGAAGAGGUCAACAUGGGAGAGGGCGAGCGUACGAUUAACGCGUAUAACUUCGAUCGUGAUUUGAAUAGGCCACACGGCGUGCCGUUCAAGUUCCUUCUCAAGCCGGGCGAGGUUUUCAAAGAGACGAAAGAGAGGCUUUCUAAGCGGACUGGAAUUAAGGGUAAACAAUUUGAAAAGAUUAAGUUUGCUGUGGUUCCUCGCUCUCUAUACUCAAACCCGCGUUAUCUUGAAGACGAUGAUAUCCUUUCCGACAUUGUCGGCGACUCCGACGAUCUCCUCGGACUUGACCAUGUAAAUAAGAACCGCAACUUUUGGAACAGAAGUGAGUCGUUUUUCAUCCGAUAGAAGGGUUGAUCUAUGCUUGUGAGUGUUUGGGAUUCGUGCACAAUUACCUUGCCGUUAGCGGGAAAUGCAUAUGAAAAUACGGUAUGCUUGCACAAUCAGUCUUGUUUACGAAGAGAUUUAUAAACUCAAAUGAAUCUGUGGACCCCCUGUUUAUCUAUGUCUUUUUCUUUCUUCCUCUGUAGACGUGCGGGUCUCAAUGACGGGAUGAUGAUAAUUUUCAAGAGCCCCUUAAUCGACACUGGAAGUGAUGCAUGACAAUGUGAACCAUUUCUUUAUACUGCCGUCAUGAAUUAGACAACCUUUGAUAACGAAAGGGAAAGAAAGCUAAGACAAAACGGAGAGGCACUGUGACUGUGGCUGUAGUUCGUACUGCAAGAUAUCGUUUGGUAAGACCGUGGGCUAACUACUAACGGUAUAGUAGUAAACUGCAACUCGC
Molecule: messenger RNA, 4045 nt
Organism: Aspergillus alliaceus
Lineage: Eukaryota; Fungi; Ascomycota; Eurotiomycetes; Eurotiales; Aspergillaceae
Product: ubiquitin-specific protease UBP15
Exons: 10
Coding region: 238-3609 (1123 amino acids)
Biological process (GO): protein deubiquitination; regulation of protein stability
Cellular component (GO): cytosol; nucleus
Molecular function (GO): cysteine-type deubiquitinase activity; protein binding; cysteine-type endopeptidase activity
Source: RefSeq, a predicted model, not a curated record